Gallus gallus (chicken) is the source of this 1729-nucleotide messenger RNA. It is a transcript of the gene CLBA1, whose product is annotated as clathrin binding box of aftiphilin containing 1. Gene Ontology annotation, cellular component: AP-1 adaptor complex; trans-Golgi network membrane. The record is from RefSeq and is a predicted model, not a curated record. Gene Ontology annotation, biological process: intracellular transport. Gene Ontology annotation, molecular function: clathrin binding. Lineage: Eukaryota; Metazoa; Chordata; Aves; Galliformes; Phasianidae. The coding region runs from base 147 to 1157 and encodes 336 amino acids. The transcript has 6 exons.
ACAGCCUACACAGGAGUGAGACCGAACAACACGCGCGUGCCGACGCUGCAGGAGAGGCUGAAGGACGUCCUGCUGCAAUUUAGGGGCCAUUGAAGGGCACAGAUUUCACCGAACGAUGCCUGUGUGGGGGUGGUUUUCCAAGCCCGAUGCAGAACCUGUUGCUGUCGGGAAGUCGCAGUAGCACAGACGCAUCGCGCCGGGUGUGUGUGACAGAGCUGGAGGUGGGCGGUAUGUCUGCUGGUGAGAACGGCUGCAACUCAAACGCAGGGACAAAUGAUGAAGGAAUUACUCACCUCGAGGUAACGCAGCAGAGCCUCCCGGCACUGAACAGCGACAGUUGGAGCUGUGAGGGGUUUGGUGAGGGCGGCUGUACCUCCGCACCCAGCGCUUCUUGGGGGGAGUUUGAGGGCUUCAGGGAACCCUUGGGCAGAUGGCAGAGAUCCCAUCCCAGUGCUGAUGUUUUGCUGAAGUCAAAAAAUGCUUCUGGUGAUGGCACAGAUGUGAGCAGAGGACACCGCAGUGCUGCUGCCGGUCACUUCUGUUCUGAGCCAUCUCUACACAGUGCGACACAGGAGGCUUCCAGCUCUCUGAAUGAGGCAGACCACUGCUAUGAGGGUAUAUUUAAGUUGGGCUUUCCAGAAGUCUUUGUAUUGCAGUCCAGUGAGAGCAUAAGGAGCCUGGAUCAAGUACUUGGUGUGAAUAAUGAAGAUGCUGGGAUUUCCAAACUUAGGAAUAAUCAACUUUGCAUUGAUUCUGGAAACAUAUGGAGAACCCUUAGAGACUUGGAUAAUACCCCCAGAUUAAGACAUCCCUGGAGUAAAUCUCAUUGCCAAGCAAGCCUGCUGAGUGUUCUUGGAAUAGAUGCAAAUCGAACGGCCUUUCUGGAGAGCCAGGAUGACAUUACUGAGGAGUCAAAUGCUAAAGAUAAUGAGGACUUCAGAUUUGAUGGAUUCAGUAUUAAUAACUGCAAAGCACUGAUCCAGACCAAGCUCCCUGUAUUGCCAGAUUCCAGGCAGGAUCAGCUUUUCACCUGUAACCUCUUUUUGAAAACCACGUCAUCAAAUGGGAACGUGCAAUACAGAACAAUCCCAAGGAAGAAGCACAUUUUCAGUACACCCAACCUGAACAUGAAAUUUUUCAACAGCGAUGUUUGUUGAACCAAAUGCACUUUUUGUUGUCCUUCUUUUUGAACUGAAUGCGUUUUCUUACUGGCUUAGUGCUGGUGACUGCAGACGUUCAUUAGGAAAGUGACUAUUACUGUACAGGAGGUACCUAAAGCCACGUUAUUAGAAGGAAUUUAUCCCAUCUAGUUGUGAAGUCAAAGGGUGUAAUUUUGUCCUGCGAGGUUUUGCUGCUGAUUCAUCUUUCUUAGAGUAAAUCCAGCUGCAAUCACACUUUAAAGACCCUCUGAUGUGCUGCUCUUUGGAAUUACUGACCUUUCAGGCCUUAAAGCCUCUGAUGAAAAACCUGGUUUCCCUGCCAAAACCUGAACACACCUCAAGACGCCAUCUCUUUUAUUUGCUCCAAUCUGAAUCGGCUGAGAUCUGCUGCUUUGCCACUGCUUAGCAUGAUGAAAGAUGAAAUGAGCCUUCUGCAACCCGUGGCUUUCGUUGGGUUUAAGAAGGUAGAGCUUUCUGUGUGGUAAGACAGGUAGAGUCAAUGGCGCGAUCGGAUUCAAAAUGUUUUGUCCUGGCAUUGGUUUCUAACUGAAAUAAAUUGCAUCUCUGAA